CCUCACCGAGCUGAGGCCUGCCCGAAGCCCUCGAUCCUGCCACCGCCUUCUCCCAGCACCGCAUGCCAUCGUGCCGCGAGCGGGCAUGGGCUGCCGGGCGGAGCGCGGGUUAGCAGCCCCCCGCCCCGGCGGCGGAGGCGGCGCUGGGGGGGAAGCUGCAAGGCCCAGGACGUGACCGCUGGGCAGAGCCGCACCUCCUGGAUCGCGCAAGGCGUGAGGCUACGAGAACCGCGGGAGGAGAUGUCGUGCCGCGAGGGCUGCCUCGCCGCCCUUUCGCGGGGCGGCCCCAGCCGCGCGGCACUGCGGCCCCGGCCGCUCCGCGGGGCCUCGUCCGAGGAGUCCAAGCCCGGGCGAACCCCGGCCGCCGACGAGCCGGCGGCGGAGUUACGCAGGCUCGUGCAGGAAGGGUUAGUGAACCAGAUGGCGGAGAUGCGCAGCGCGCUGUCCGCUGAGGUGCAAGGCAUGGUCGCGCGGCUCGACUCGCUGGCCGACGGCAGCCGCGCUCCGUCGCCCCAGGCGCCG
Prorocentrum cordatum is the source of this 522-nucleotide messenger RNA. The record is from the annotation of a GenBank genome assembly. Lineage: Eukaryota; Dinophyceae; Prorocentrales; Prorocentraceae.